GGUCCGAUACGGUCCUCAGUUCCCAGUUCCCAGUUCCCAGUUGCCCGUGAGUCGUCCUCGGGCUUAUCUCGCCUAUCUGGCGAUAUCAGGCGACAGGCGGGUUAUCUAAAUGGGUUUGCUGUCGGUUUACGCGCAACCCGUUUAGCCCAAUCAAUAUCUAAUUAGCCCUCUGAUUGUGCGCCGCUGAUGAGCGAUAAAUUGCGAAAUACAAGCGGGACACUAACCACCAUGUACAGUCGCGACCAGCGGCCCUUCACGAUUACAGCAGCGGCCACGGAGCGGCAGGCGAGCGGUACGAGCGCGAGUGCCAGGAUGCCCAAGCUCUACAACGGGGUCUACAGCGGCCAGUGCGGCGCCCUCUCGCCGCCCGACCUCAUGGAGGCCCAGCCCAAGCUGCUGCCCAAGCCACGCAGCAAUAGCAGUGGGAGCACAGGGCGAAACAGCAAGUACUGGAUAUUCUCCAUGAUAAUCGAGCGGAGCGCGGGUCCCAAGCGGAUAGAAAUCGAUGGCGAUGAUGCGGACACGCCGCUGGAGGCCAUCCUGCCGGCAGAGCCGCCGGCGGAGGUCUGCCUCUUGCGUGACAGCCCCUUCAGGAUACUGCGGGCGGCCGAGUCCGGGAACCUUGACGACUUCAAGCGCCUGUUCAUGGCGGACAACUCGCGGAUUUCCCUAAAGGAUGGCAAGGGACGAACGGCUGCCCACCAGGCGGCGGCCCGCAAUCGGGUUAACAUCCUGCGGUACAUUCGCGACCAGAAUGGCGACUUUAAUGCGAAGGAUAAUGCCGGCAACACCCCGCUCCACAUCGCGGUGGACUGUGAUGCCUACGAGGCGCUGGACUACCUUCUGUCCAUACCGGUGGACACUGGGGUGCUGAACGAGAAGAAGCAGGCGCCCGUGCACCUGGCCACCGAGCUGAACAAGGUGAAGUCCCUGAGGGUCAUGGGCCAGUACCGGAACGUCAUCGACAUCCAGCAGGGCGGGGAGCACGGCCGGACCGCCCUGCACCUGGCGGCCAUCUACGAUCACGAGGAGUGCGCUCGCAUCCUGAUAACCGAGUUCGAUGCAUGCCCCCGCAAGCCCUGUAACAACGGCUACUAUCCCAUCCACGAGGCGGCCAAGAACGCCAGCUCGAAGACAAUGGAGGUCUUCUUCCAGUGGGGCGAGCAGCGCGGCUGCACCCGCGAGGAGAUGAUAUCCUUUUACGACUCCGAGGGCAAUGUGCCGCUGCACUCGGCGGUGCACGGCGGGGACAUCAAGGCGGUGGAGCUGUGCCUCAAGUCCGGGGCCAAGAUAUCCACGCAGCAACACGAUCUCUCGACGCCAGUGCACCUGGCCUGCGCCCAGGGUGCCAUUGACAUUGUGAAGCUGAUGUUCGAGAUGCAGCCGAUGGAGAAGCGGCUCUGCCUCAGCUGCACGGACGUGCAGAAGAUGACGCCCCUGCACUGCGCCUCCAUGUUCGAUCACCCGGACAUAGUGUCCUAUCUGGUGGCCGAGGGGGCGGACAUCAACGCCCUGGACAAGGAGCACCGCUCGCCCCUGCUCCUGGCCGCCUCGCGCAGCGGUUGGAAGACAGUGCACCUUCUGAUUCGCCUCGGAGCUUGCAUCAGUGUCAAGGACGCCGCCGCCCGCAAUGUGCUGCACUUCGUCAUCAUGAACGGCGGGCGGCUGACGGACUUCGCCGAGCAGGUGGCCAACUGCCAGACGCAGGCGCAGCUGAAGCUGCUCCUCAACGAGAAGGACAGCAUGGGCUGCUCUCCGCUGCACUAUGCCAGCAGGGAUGGGCACAUCCGCUCCCUGGAGAACCUCAUCCGGCUGGGGGCCUGCAUCAACCUGAAAAACAACAACAACGAGAGUCCGCUGCACUUUGCCGCCCGCUAUGGACGGUACAACACGGUGCGCCAGCUGCUGGACUCCGAGAAGGGCUCCUUCAUCAUCAACGAGAGUGACGGAGCAGGGAUGACCCCGCUGCACAUAUCCUCGCAGCAGGGACACACACGGGUGGUGCAGCUGCUGCUCAAUCGCGGAGCCCUGCUGCACCGCGACCACACGGGACGCAAUCCCCUCCACCUGGCGGCCAUGUCGGGCUACACCGAGACCAUCGAGCUGCUGCACUCUGUGCACUCGCAUCUGCUCGACCAGGUGGACAAGGAUGGGAACACCGCCCUCCACCUGGCCACCAUGGAGAACAAGCCGCAUGCCAUUUCCGUCCUGAUGUCCAUGGGCUGCAAGCUGCUCUACAAUGUCCUGGACAUGAGCGCCAUCGACUAUGCCAUCUACUACAAGUAUCCGGAGGCCGCCCUGGCCAUGGUGACCCACGAGGAGCGGGCCAACGAGGUGAUGGCCCUGCGAUCGGACAAGCACCCCUGCGUGACCCUCGCGCUGAUCGCCUCCAUGCCCAAGGUGUUCGAGGCGGUGCAGGACAAGUGCAUCACCAAGGCCAACUGCAAGAAGGACUCGAAGAGCUUCUACAUCAAGUACUCUUUCGCGUUCUUGCAAUACCCCUUUAUGUUUGCCCAGAGUGACGAGAAACCCGGAGAGUCGCUAGCGACAGCCAGUCCCAUUCCGUUGCCGGCUUUGAAUACCAUGGUCACCCACGGCCGGGUGGAGCUGCUGGCCCAUCCGCUGAGCCAGAAGUACCUGCAGAUGAAGUGGAACUCAUACGGCAAGUACUUUCACCUGGCCAACCUGCUGAUCUACUCGAUAUUCCUGGUCUUCGUGACGAUCUACUCUUCGCUGAUGAUGAACAACAUUGAGUUGAAGGCGGGUAACAACAGGACGAUGAGCCAGUACUGCAACAUGGGUUGGGAACAGCUGACCAUGAAUCUCUCGCAGAACCCUGCGGUGGCCUCCCAGAUUCGUUUGGAUUCCUGCGAGGAACGCAUCAAUCGAACCACAGCCAUUCUUUUCUGCGCGGUGGUCAUCGUGGUCUACAUAGUGCUCAACUCGAUGCGGGAACUGAUACAGAUUUACCAGCAAAAGCUGCACUACAUCCUGGAGACGGUGAACCUUAUAUCCUGGGUGCUGUACAUCUCGGCUUUGGUGAUGGUCACGCCGGCCUUUCAGCCAGACGGGGCCAUCAAUACCAUACAUUACUCGGCGGCCUCGAUCGCAGUGUUCCUGUCCUGGUUCCGGUUGCUCCUGUUCCUGCAGAGAUUCGAUCAGGUGGGCAUCUAUGUGGUCAUGUUUCUGGAGAUCCUGCAGACGCUGAUCAAGGUGCUGAUGGUGUUCUCCAUCCUGAUCAUUGCCUUCGGCCUGGCUUUCUACAUACUGCUUUCAAAGAUUAUUGACCCCCAACCGAACCACUUGUCCUUCUCCAACAUACCCAUGUCCUUGCUGCGAACCUUCUCUAUGAUGCUGGGCGAGCUGGACUUUGUGGGCACCUAUGUGAACACCUACUACAGGGAUCAGUUGAAGGUGCCCAUGACCUCCUUCUUGAUACUGAGCGUCUUCAUGAUCCUCAUGCCCAUCCUCCUGAUGAACCUGCUCAUCGGUUUGGCCGUCGGCGACAUCGAGUCAGUGCGUCGCAAUGCCCAGCUCAAGCGGCUGGCCAUGCAGGUGGUGCUCCACACGGAGCUGGAGAGGAAGUUGCCCCACGUGUGGCUGCAGCGAGUGGACAAGAUGGAGCUCAUUGAGUAUCCCAAUGAGACAAAGUGCAAGCUCGGCUUCUGCGACUUCAUCCUGCGCAAGUGGUUCUCCAAUCCGUUCACCGAGGAUUCCUCCAUGGACGCCAUAUCCUUCGACAACAACGAUGACUACAUCAAUGCGGAGUUGGAGCGGCAGCGGCGGAAGCUGCGCGACAUAAGCCGCAUGUUGGAGCAGCAGCACCAGCUGGUGCGGCUGAUCGUCCAGAAGAUGGAGAUCAAAACGGAGGCGGACGACGUGGACGAGGGCAUAUCGCCCAACGAACUACGCUCCAUGGCGGGCCUGAGAUCGGCGGGCGGAAAUCGGUGGAACUCGCCCCGAAUCCGGAAUAAACUAAGGGCCGCCUUGAGUUUCAACAAGAGCAUGUAGAUUCCGCCGCGAUUGGCGGGACUCUUGGCUUUACACUUAUAUCUGUGUUUUGUCCCCAGUAGAAAAAUUGCACCUACAUAUUUAAAUCUAUCUGUUUUGUGUGUACAACGUGGAUCGUGUGUGUGCAUUUGGAUAUCGUACUGUGUGAGGUCCUAAAAGGAAUUGUACAACGAAUUUAUAGGCAAGGAUCAUGGGCUGUUUUAGUAACUUGAACAAGCUGUGGCAUUCAACAGAUCUAUUGUAGUUUUAAAUGCAAUUUGCAAAAGUAUGCAUUGUUAUUUUGAUGUCUUUUAAAACAAAUAUAUAAAUAAAUCUAUAUUAUUCAGAUAACGAAGGAUCCAAAAUCCUUGAGUCAAA
Molecule: messenger RNA, 4368 nt
Organism: Drosophila biarmipes
Lineage: Eukaryota; Metazoa; Arthropoda; Insecta; Diptera; Drosophilidae
Gene: TrpA1
Product: transient receptor potential cation channel subfamily A member 1
Exons: 16
Coding region: 187-4011 (1274 amino acids)
Biological process (GO): monoatomic ion transport; transmembrane transport
Cellular component (GO): membrane
Molecular function (GO): monoatomic ion channel activity; protein binding
Source: RefSeq, a predicted model, not a curated record